CUGAUAACUCAAUAUCGCAUCUUCCUUAGUCACCGCUAUCAGGGUCACCUCUGACGACGUCCUCAAGAUGGAAAAGACUCUGCACGGCGACCCAUCGUCAGACACGGUGAAGGACGUCGACCAUUUCGAAGGAAUCUCAGACGCAGAGAAAAUCAUCCUUGAAGGGACUGUCUGGAGGAAGUUGGACCUAUGGGUGCUCCCCGUCUGCACUAUCUUCUAUCUCCUUUCUUUCCUUGACCGGAGCAAUAUCGCAAAUGCUCGGGUUGCUGGCAUGCAGACCAGUCUCAAGAUGACCAAUCACCAAUACAGUAUCGCUCUGACUAUGACAUAUGUCCCGUACAUCGCAGCAGAAUUCCCUUCGAACAUGCUGUUGAAGUAUGUGGGACCACGGUGGAUGCUGCCAACCAUGGUCACGAUAUGGGGCCUCGUGGCAACUAUGCAGGGCAUGGUGAAGAGUUACUCGGGUCUGCUUGCCUGUCGAUUCUUCUUGGGUCUCAUGGAAGGUGGUCUGUUCCCUGGUCUUGUGCUUUAUAUGUCUUUCUUCUAUCCAAGAGAGAGAUUGCAGAUCAGGGUUGCCACGUUCUUUGCAUCUGCGUCGCUCUCCGGCGCAUUUUCUGGUCUGCUGGCAGCUGCCAUAAUCAACAUGAACGGGAUAGGUGGGAGGCCUGGAUGGGCUUGGAUUUUCAUUCUUGAAGGCAUCUUUACAUUUUUGUUUGGAUUGACAGCCUUUUUUACCCUCCCCAACUCCCCGUGCACCGCGCGCUUCCUCUCUACGAAGGAACGUAACUAUGUCAUGGCUAAAUUGAGGGAGGAUGGUGCUAUUGCUGGUGACGACAAGAGCGAUAGCUUCAGUUGGACUGAGGUGAUUCGGUGUUUCCAGUCAAUUCACGUUUGGCUGUUGGCACCUGUCCUGUUUUUCAUCGGUACAACAUUGCUUGGCCUUGCCUACUUUGAGCCCACAAUCGUCGCCGGCCUGGGUUACACGGGUAUUCAAGCACAGCUGAUGAGCGCGCCACCCUUUGCGGUUGCGUUUGUAGUCUCCAUGAUCACCGCAGUGAUAUCGGAUCGGUACAAAUGCCGUGGCUUUAUGCUCAUCUUCUUCUCGGUUUGUAACCUUGUCGGAUUCAUCGUGUUUUAUGCGAGCAAAUCAAAUCAUGUGCGUUAUGCAUCACUCUUCCUGACCGUCUGUGGGUCGUACUGCGGUGCUCCGCCGAUCAUCACCUGGGUAGCAAACAACAGCGCACCACACAUCAGACGGGCAACCUCGGUCGCUAUUGCGUUCAUUAUGACCAACUCUGGUGGCAUCCUGGCCACUUGGCUUUUAGGUUCCUUGUCACCCGCACCCGACUAUACAAAAGCUACGAUCACCUUCAUCAUUAUGUCAGUGGGCAUGGUAGUGUUCUCUAUCACCACCCUCGCGUACCUUUGGCAUCAGAACCGCUUAAAGGCCGACAGGCGGCAGUGUAGCACCUCUGAGGAUGAACCUAAAGGUCUGGGCGAUCAAAGUGCUUGGUUUAUCUACAAUUUGUAGUAUUAUACCUGGAGUAAAAGGGACUUGUCACGUAUACGUUACCCCUGGUUACGAUAGAUAAUUUAUUCAUGGUUCUUCUUGUUUGCUUUCUGCGAGGUCGGUAUGUCGCUACCAGUAUUGUAGGCAUGCUUGCCACGUUGUCAUCAUGAAAAUGAUCUGAGCUGCGGCGAAAAAGGGGAGUAUUUGCAGUUCAUUAUACAGUACUCCAAGUGGCAAAAGGAUCUGCCCCAGUGAGGCUCGAACUCACGACCUUCCGAU
Molecule: messenger RNA, 1789 nt
Organism: Suillus bovinus
Lineage: Eukaryota; Fungi; Basidiomycota; Agaricomycetes; Boletales; Suillaceae
Product: major facilitator superfamily domain-containing protein
Exons: 13
Coding region: 68-1531 (487 amino acids)
Biological process (GO): transmembrane transport
Cellular component (GO): membrane
Molecular function (GO): transmembrane transporter activity
Source: RefSeq, a predicted model, not a curated record